AUGAAUUGUUUCUUGGGAAGAGAGCUUAUCUCUUUCUUCUGUCUCACAGUGAGAAAAAUGUGGCUGAAGUUUCUUUUGGCUAUUCUUCUCCUGCAUGUAACUGCUGCAAAGGAACCUGAGCCGCAGUAUGUCCUGAUGGUGCCUGCUGUCCUCCAAACUGAUUCUCCAGGUCAGGUUUGCCUGCAGUUCCUUAACCUCAAUGAGACAAUAUCCAUCAGAGCCAUCCUAGAAUAUGGUGCUGUUAACACCACUAUUUUUGAGAAAACCAUGACAGCAAGCAAUGGUCUACAAUGCUUCAACUUCACGAUUCCUCCUCUCAAUUCUGCCCCAUUGGCUUUCAUUUCCUUCUCUGCCAAGGGCAGCACAGUCAACCUAGAAGAGCGGCGGUCGGUGAUGAUCUGGAACAUGAAGAGCAUUGUCUUUGUGCAGACAGACAAACCCGUUUACAAACCAGGACAGAGUGUGAUGUUUCGUGUUGUUGCCCUGGAUUACAAUUUUAAACCUGUUCAGGAGAUGUAUCCCUUGAUUGCAGUUCAGGAUCCACGGGGCAACAGGAUCUUUCAGUGGCAAAACGUGACAUCGGAGAUGAACAUUAUCCAGAUUGAAUUCCCACUAACUGAAGAGCCUAUCCUGGGGAACUACAAAAUUAUCAUAGCAAAAAAGUCGGGAGAUAAAACAAAUCACUCAUUCCUUGUGAAGGAAUAUGUGUUGCCAAAAUUUGAUGUCACAGUCACUGCACCAGAAAGCCUUACAGUCCUGGAUUCAGAGUUCACAGUGAAAGUCUGUGGAGUGUACACCUAUGGCCAGCCUGUUGAAGGGAAAGCCCAGAUCAGCGUGUGCAGGGAUUUUGAUUCAUAUGGGAGGUGCAAGAAAAGCCCAGUUUGUCAAUCAUUUACCAAAGAUCUGGAGACAGAGGGCUGUCUCUCCCAGGUUUUCAGCUCUAACAUCUUUGAGCUAAAUCGCAUUGGCUACAUGAGGAACCUCGACGUGAAAGCCAUUGUCACAGAGAAAGGAACAGGCCUGCAACUUACAGCUACUCGGUCUAUUUCCAUAACUCGGGUGAUGACCAGUAUACAGUUUGAGAACAUGGAUCGCCAAUACAGAAGAGGAAUUCCUUACUUUGGACAGAUCAAGCUGGUAGACAAAGACAACUCUCCUAUUUCCAACGAGGUUGUUCAGCUAUUUGUCAAUAACAAGAACACAGACAACUUCACCACUGAUGAUAAUGGCAUUGCCGAGUUUAGCAUUGACACGUCUGAAAUGUUUGAUCCUGAGAUCAGUCUGAAAGUAACUUAUAAAUCCAGUGACCAGUGCCACUCUGAAGGUUGGAUAGAGCCUUCCUACCCCGAUGCAUUUCUCUCCGUCCAGCGCUUCUACUCCUGGACUAGCAGUUUUGUGAGGAUUGAGCCUUUGUGGAAAGAGCUGAGCUGUGGGCAGAAGAGGAUGAUUACUGUGCACUAUGUCUUGAACACAGAAGGAUACAAGAGCAUCAACACCAUGAACUUCUACUAUGUGGGCAUGGCAAAAGGCAAGAUUGUCCUUACGGGGGAAAUUAAAGUUAAUAUCCGAGCUGACCAAAAAGGCACUUUCACCAUCCCAUUUGUGGUCAAUGAGAAAAUGGCUCCAGGCCUUCAGUUGCUGGUAUAUACCUUACACCCUGCCAAGGAGCUGGUGGCAGACAGCAUCCGAUUUCCAGUUGAGAAGUGUUUCAAAAACAAGGUCCGGUUGCAAUUCUCUGAAAAGCAGAUGCGCUCAGCUUCCAAUGUCAGUUUAGUCAUCGAAGCUGCUGCCGACUCCUUCUGCGCUGUGAGGGCAGUGGAUCAGAGCGUGCUGCUCCUGCAGCCUGAGACAGAGCUGUCUGAGGAAAUGAUAUACAACCUGCAUCCCCUGCAAGACUUUCAAGGCUACAUCUUCAAUGGGCUCAAUCUAGAAGAUGACCCCCAAGACCCCUGUGUCUCAUCUGACAACAUCUUUCACAAAGGCUUGUAUUACACACCUGUAAUGUCUGGAUUAGGUCCAGAUGUAUACCAGUUUCUCAGGGAUAUGGGCAUAAAAUUUUUUACCAAUGCCAAGGUUCGGCAACCAGUUGUGUGUACUAGUGAGACUGUAAGACCUUCACCAUAUUUCUUGAAUGCAGGAUUCAUGGCUUCUACACACCAUGUCAAAUCAUCAGCUGAAGUUGCUAGAGAGGAACGUGGGAAGAGACUCAUCCUUGAGACUAUUCGGGAAUUCUUCCCUGAAACAUGGAUUUGGGAUAUAAUUCUAAUUAACUCUACUGGAAAAGCCAGCAUCUCAUACACCAUCCCUGACACCAUCACCGAAUGGAAGGCCAGUGUCUUCUGUGUAGAAGAGUUGGUUGGAUUUGGUAUGUCUGUGCCUGCCACCCUGACAGCCUUCCAGCCUUUCUUUGUGGACUUGACCUUGCCAUACUCUAUCAUUCGAGGAGAAGAUUUUCUGCUUAGAGCCAAUGUCUUCAACUACCUUGAUCACUGCAUUAAGAUUAAUGUUUUGCUGUCAGAUUCCCUUGAUUAUCAGGCCAAACUCAUCUCUCCAGAGGAUGAUGGAUGUGUAUGUGCCAAACAAAGAAAGACCUAUGUCUGGAAUAUUUUCCCUAAAGAAAUUGGAAAUGUAGUAUUCAGCAUUACUGCAGAGACCCAGGAUGAUGGAGCUUGUGGAGACAAAGCACCUAGGAACAUCAGUAUUGACUACAGGGACACCCAGAUCAGAACACUGUUGGUUGAGCCUGAAGGCGUCAGAAGGGAAAAGACCCAAAACUCCCUAAUCUGUACAAAAGAUGAUGUGGUCAUUAAAGAUGUUGCUCUAGAUCUACCUAAAAAUGUGGUGGAAGGAUCAGCCAGAGCUUCCUUUUCUGUUAUUGGCGACAUCAUGGGCACUGCCAUGCAGAACCUGCACCAGCUCCUCCAGAUGCCAUUUGGCUGUGGGGAGCAGAACAUGGUCCUGUUUGCACCCAACAUCUACGUCCUGGACUAUCUGAACAAGACAGGGCAGCUGAGUGCCGAGGUCAAAUCCAAGGCCAUCGGAUACUUAGUGAGCGGCUACCAGAAGCAGCUGUCAUACAAACAUCCCGAUGGGUCCUACAGCAUCUUUGGCACCAGAGAUAAAGAAGGCAACACCUGGCUCACUGCCUUUGUGUACAAAUCAUUUGCACAAGCUAGUCACUUCAUCUAUAUUGAUGACAAUGUCCAGGCUCAAACCUUGAUGUGGCUGGCAAGCAAACAGAAGUCAGAUGGCUGCUUCCAAAGUGUUGGGACACUCUUCAACAAUGCCUUGAAGGGAGGAGUAGGUGACGAGCUGUCACUUUCUGCCUACAUCACAAUUGCCAUGCUAGAAGCUGGGCACUCCAUCUCGUACCCUGUAGUCCGAAAUGCCCUUUUUUGCCUGGAGACUGCAUCUGAGAAGAAUAUCAGUGAUGUUUACACUCAGGCACUCAUGGCCUAUGCUUUCUGCUUAGCUGGCAAGGCAGAAAAAUGUGAUUCAUUCCUUAGAGAGUUACAGAAAUCAGCAAAGGAAGUCGAUGGCUCACAGCACUGGGAGCAGGAGAAGAGAUCUCCCUCAGAAAAAUCCCCCUCCUUCCUUGACCACGCCCCAUCAGCUGAAGUUGAGAUCACCAGUUACAUACUGUUGGCAUUGCUCUGCAAACCCAAUCAGAAUCAAGAGGAUCUCACAAAGGCCUCAGCGAUUGUGCAGUGGAUCAUCAGGCAGCAGAAUCCCUAUGGAGGUUUCUCUUCCACCCAGGACACAGUCAUUGCUCUUCAAGCCCUCGCUGCUUAUGGUGAGGCCACCUACAAUUCUGUUACACAAAACGUAGUCAAGAUAACUUCCAAAAAGCCUUUUGAGAAGGUAUUUAUUGUCAACGAUGCAAACAGGCUCCUGGUGCAAGAGACUCCCCUUCUUGAGGUCCCUGGGAAAUACAGCCUAACAGUGAAUGGCAGUGGAUGUGUACUUCUGCAAACAGUACUGAGAUAUAAUAUUCACCUUCCAGAGGGGGCCUUUGGAUUUUCAUUCUCAGUAAAGACAUCAAAAGCUUCCUGCCCACUGGAUGGACCAGCAAAAUUUGAUAUUGUCCUCAUAAGCAGUUACACAGGGAAGCGCAGCCGCUCCAACAUGGUCAUUAUUGAUGUGAAGAUGCUCUCUGGCUUUGUUCCUGUUAAGUCCUCCCUGGACAAGCUCAUUGAUGGUCAUACAGUGAUGCAAGUAGAAAACAAGAAAAAUCAUAUUCUCCUUUAUCUGGAAAAUAUCUCUCAGAAGAAAAGGAAAGAAAUAACUUUCUCAGUUGAGCAGGACUUUGUAGUGACUCAUCCCAAGCCAGCUCCUGUGCAGAUCUAUGAUUACUAUGAAACAGAAGAGUAUGCUGUUGCUCAGUAUAUGUCACCUUGCAAAGAGGCUGUUGCAGAAGUGGAUUAAUGAUUAGAAAAGGACCAUCAUCAAUGUUGAACAAGUGGUCAAUCAUCCUAUUUUCUUCUGUCACUAAGUUCUGGAAAGGGC
Grus americana (Whooping crane) is the source of this 4506-nucleotide messenger RNA. RefSeq names its product ovostatin-like. The record is from RefSeq and is a predicted model, not a curated record. Bases 1 to 4425 code for a protein of 1474 amino acids. Gene Ontology annotation, molecular function: endopeptidase inhibitor activity. The transcript has 36 exons. Gene Ontology annotation, cellular component: extracellular region. NCBI's taxonomy places the organism in Eukaryota, Metazoa, Chordata, Aves, Gruiformes, Gruidae.